Scaptodrosophila lebanonensis is the source of this 1556-nucleotide messenger RNA. It is a transcript of the gene Mcad, whose product is annotated as probable medium-chain specific acyl-CoA dehydrogenase, mitochondrial. Gene Ontology annotation, biological process: medium-chain fatty acid catabolic process; fatty acid beta-oxidation. Gene Ontology annotation, molecular function: flavin adenine dinucleotide binding; medium-chain fatty acyl-CoA dehydrogenase activity. The transcript is spliced from 3 exons. Gene Ontology annotation, cellular component: mitochondrion. The record is from RefSeq and is a predicted model, not a curated record. NCBI's taxonomy places the organism in Eukaryota, Metazoa, Arthropoda, Insecta, Diptera, Drosophilidae. Bases 174 to 1430 code for a protein of 418 amino acids.
UUUAUUUCGCUCCGAGUUGGCAACGAGUGAGCAACACGACGACGACCUACUUAGAAACGACGAAUAUAUUAAACGCAUUUUCCUAUCAACUCUUUUUUAAACAAAUUGCACAGUUCUUUUUCUAAUCGUACAUAUAGAUAUACAUAAGUCGUUAUAUACGCAGCCCGAUAGAAAUGGCAUUUUUGAAUAAGCUCGCCGCCCCCGCCCUACGCCAAUUGGCUAGCCGAUCAUAUGCCGGCGUCUCGCCUGUCUCGUCAACAGGCACCUCCUUUGCCCUCACCGAGGAGCAGCAGCAGUUUCAGGAGAUAGCCCGAAAAUUCACACGUGAGGAAAUUAUUCCAGUCGCCGCCCAACAUGAUAAAACCGGCGAGUAUCCCUGGGAUAUUGUGAAGAAGGCGUGGUCGUUGGGUUUAAUGAACAAUCAUAUACCCCAGGAAAUUGGUGGUCUCGAGCUGGAUGUGUUCACCAGCUGCCUGACUGCAGAGGAGCUCGCAUAUGGCUGUACGGGUAUUAUGACAGCCCUGGAGGCUAGCAGCUUAGGCCAAACUCCCGUCAUCUUGUCGGGCAACAAGGAACAGAAGAAAAAGUACUUAGGGCGCCUGCUAGAAGAGCCGCUGGUCGCUGCCUACGGUGUCACAGAGCCGGGCGCCGGCUCCGAUGUAGCGGGUAUUAAAACGCGCGCCGAAAAGAAAGGUGACGAGUACAUUAUCAACGGCCAGAAAAUGUGGAUCACCAACGGUGGCGUAGCCAACUGGUACUUUGUGCUAGCCCGCACCAAUCCCGAUCCAAAGUGCCCGCCCAGCAAGGCCUUCACCGGCUUCAUCGUCGAGCGUGAUACGCCCGGUUUGACGCCCGGCCGUAAAGAAAUCAACAUGGGACAACGCGCUUCCGACACGCGUGGCAUCACCUUCGAGGAUGUGCGCGUCCCCAAGGAAAAUGUGCUAAUUGGCGAGGGUGCUGGUUUCAAAAUUGCCAUGGGCACCUUCGACAAGACCCGCCCACCAGUUGCCGCAGGCGCCGUUGGUCUCGCCCAGCGUUGUCUCGACGAAGCGCUCAAAUACGCACUGGAACGUAAAACUUUCGGCGUGCCCAUUGCCUACCACCAGGCUGUGCAAUUCAUGCUGGCUGAUAUGGCCAUUGGUGUGGAGACAAGUCGACUGGCGUGGCGGUUGUCGGCGUGGGAGAUCGAUCAGGGACGCCGCAACAGCUAUUAUGCGUCCAUUGCCAAGUGCCAUGCGGCCGAUGUGGCAAAUAAGAUUGCAUCCGAUGCGGUGCAAAUCUUUGGCGGCAAUGGCUUCAAUAGUGAAUAUCCCGUUGAGAAACUGAUGCGCGACGCUAAGAUCUAUCAGAUCUAUGAGGGAACUUCUCAAAUUCAACGUCUUAUCAUCUCCAGAAACAUGUUCGAGCAGGCCAAGAGCAGCGCUGCCUAAAUAAGUCACACUUAGUAGAAUCUGUAGUGAAUUGUGAAAAGUCAACGAGUGCUCAUCCUCAUCAUAGACCUCAAGUAUGAAGAAAACGUGAAGUUAAAUUCAUUAAAUAAAGUAUCUUUAAGUUAA